AUGCAUGCAGUAAUACAACGCAGUGAAACCACCCCGGGGCCAACCGUCUUCGGUUUCGUCGCUUCCAACGUCCGUUUCAACACGCGCUCGCGCGCUCGCGUCUGCUGGCGCCCAGAGAACAUGUUGCACCACAUGCUCCCGGCGGAGCCCAACUGCUUGCACUCGACAAGGCAGUCCAUCCACUCGCGGCAGCUGAAGUCGAACUUCCACUCGAUGCGGCUCGCGCCGGAUUGUGAGCUCGGCGAGCGAGCGCUGCAAUUGCGACCGCAGUGGCUCAGCUCAGCCAGGGCUCGCUCGCCCGAGCUCGGAGCCGCCGGCGGUCAUGGGCAGCAACAAAGGUUUGACGCGUCGCUCGGUGCAGGAGGGCAAUGCAGUGGAGGUGCAGUGGCCGUCCGGCGCGCGCGCGAUGGGCUGCAGCUUCAUUGGCAGCUACCAGAGCGCGUCUGGAGCGCUGCCAUUGUGUGA
Messenger RNA from Emiliania huxleyi CCMP1516, 465 nucleotides. RefSeq lists its product as hypothetical. The transcript is spliced from 3 exons. The record is from RefSeq and is a predicted model, not a curated record. The coding region runs from base 1 to 465 and encodes 154 amino acids. Lineage: Eukaryota; Haptophyta; Isochrysidales; Noelaerhabdaceae.